Molecule: messenger RNA, 1302 nt
Organism: Lates calcarifer (barramundi perch)
Lineage: Eukaryota; Metazoa; Chordata; Actinopteri; Centropomidae
Gene: nudt18
Product: nudix (nucleoside diphosphate linked moiety X)-type motif 18
Exons: 7
Coding region: 106-1122 (338 amino acids)
Molecular function (GO): 8-oxo-dGDP phosphatase activity; magnesium ion binding; 8-oxo-GDP phosphatase activity
Source: RefSeq, a predicted model, not a curated record
AGUACACUUCCUGUUUAGGUUCAAGGUGUCAAAUGUCAAAACAGAGCAGCAGCAGCGAUCAGCUGAUGAAUGGAAACAUAAAGCUGCUGUUAGCUACACAAAGUCAUGGAGGUGACGGAGGAGCAGCGGCGGGAGGUGGAGGAGCAGGUGGAGACCUUACUGAGCGGUCAGGGGUCAGAGGUCACCGGCUGUGACGUGGGCCUGGAGCAGAGCAAACCGGCGACUCUGAGGAAGAACGUCACGUACAUCGUCUGCGCCGUCAUCUUCAACGACAAGGAGGAGGUGCUGAUGGUGCAGGAGGCGAAGCCCGACUGUUACAAACAGUGGUACCUUCCUGCAGGGAGGGUGGAGGUGGGGGAGAGUCUGGAGGAGGCGCUGAGGAGGGAGGUGAAGGAGGAGGCGGGGUUUGAGUGCGAGCCAAUCACGUUGCUGCUGAUCCAGGAGCAGGGACCACAGUGGAUCCGCUUCAUCUUCUUGGCCAAAAUCACAGGUGGGAGCAUAAAGACUCUGUCAGCAGCAGAUCAGGAGUCUCUUCAGGCCUCCUGGUGGGACCGACAGUCCGCCCUCCCUCUGAGAGGCCGAGACAUCCUCCGUCUCAUCGACUGUGGACUCAAGUACCGUCAGGAUCCCUGGCAUCCCGUCACGUUACCUGUGGACCUGAGCUGCCGUCAUGUCCUGCAGAGACUCGUCCUGGUCUUCAUCAACGCUGAGGAUCAGAUCUGGAUCCUGCUCAUCAAAGCCCCGGCGCUCCACCUGCCCACAGCAGCGGCGGUGAAGACCCACGCGGUGACCUGGGCAGCCAACAUGGUGGUGCAGGAGGCCAUGCCAUCUGCGUACUAUGACCAUGAUGUGAACACGCUGGGCGUCUUCAGCCUGCAGCACAACGGGCGGCAGCAUGGGAAGACGGACGGCGUGUGCUUCAAUACGCUGGUGGUGCUGGUGCCCGACCACGUCCAACGGAACGAGGACGGAGAGAAAGUGGAGUGGACGCCGACAGGGCGACCUCCGCCCGUGGAAAACCCUCGAUACGUGUGGGUGGAAGUCCGGAAACAAACGCUGAGGGAGCAACUGUUGGAAAAGACCAAAAAAACCUCCAUCCUACCUCUGCACAGCCUCUACUGACCACAGGGAGGGAGGAGGGUUUGACGCCUCUCUGGGAUUCAACAAGAGGACUCUUAUUGUGAAAAGAACGGUUGGCUUUAAGAAAGGAGCUUUUAUUCUGAGAGAAAGUAUUUCAUUUUAUUAAGCGGUUGGAUUGUAGUAAAUUUAAAUGUACACAAAGCAAUAAAAUACUGACGUGGA